AGCAACAACAGCAGCAGCAGCAGCAACAACAACAGCAGCAACAACAACAACAGCAGCAGGUGGCCGCAGCAGCAGCUGCUGUUAAGAUGCAGCUAGCCGGCGGCACGCCCACCUUCACAUUCAGCGCUCUGCCCAACGUGACGGCGGCCACCUCGGUGCCGGUGCCGGUCCCAGUGCCGGUGUCGGCGGCUGCAGCAUCCGUGGCAAAUGUGAGCGCCAGCAACGUGGCAGCCGCGGCUACAGUCACCCAGCAGCAGCAGCAGCAGCAGCAGCAGCCAGGCGACAGCUACGAGGAGCGCAUCAAUUACUUCAAGGUGAAGGAGGCAGAGCUGCGCUGCAAGGAGCAGCAGCUGGCCACCGAGGCGAAGAAGAUCGAGGUGAACAAGGCGCAGGACGAGCUCAAGUACAUGCGCGAGGUGCACCGGCUGCGCGUCGAGGAGCUCAAGAUGAAGAUACGCAUACUGGAGAAGGAGGAGGAGCAGCUGCGCAAGAACAGCACCACAUGAGAUCUGGAGGACAUUAGCGAUGCUGAGCCAGACGUCGAGUUCGAUGAGCCGCAGCAACAGCAAUACAUGGAAUUGGAUAUGCAAUUGCUGCUGUAGACGGAAGGAAACAGCAGCCAGAAUUAUAUAUAUAUAUAUAUAUAUAGUCUACAACUUUAUCGAUAGCUAUUUUAAUGCCCGUUUUCCUCGAUUAACUUAAAUCUAUUUUUUUUUUUUGUAAUGUGAAAAGAAUUAUUGUUUUAUGGGUGGGCGGGACGGCGGGCUGUAUUCGGCUGGCCGUAUUUUACGAUUAGCGAUUAGCGAUUACGAAAUACCGAUUACCGAUUAACACUUCAAGCGAUUGCCGAUUAAUGUUAAGCGUUCAAUUAUCGAUUGAUCAAUCGCCCUUAGCGCUAAGACAAGUCUCAAAUUGUAAUUGUAUCUCGCAUGUGAAAUACAGUGAAACAAGCAUAAAGCGUAC
Messenger RNA from Drosophila navojoa, 963 nucleotides. It is a transcript of the gene z, whose product is annotated as regulatory protein zeste. The record is from RefSeq and is a predicted model, not a curated record. Lineage: Eukaryota; Metazoa; Arthropoda; Insecta; Diptera; Drosophilidae.